Sclerotinia trifoliorum is the source of this 3285-nucleotide messenger RNA. Lineage: Eukaryota; Fungi; Ascomycota; Leotiomycetes; Helotiales; Sclerotiniaceae. The record is from the annotation of a GenBank genome assembly.
AUGGAACGGUUUGUUUGGAAUCUUGAACCUUGUUCAUUCAUUUUCUCUUGUUGCUGGCCAGUUUUUUGGUUGCUGGGUCAGAAUAAUUACUACAAUCAGACUAGUAAAUUGUUAUUGAUCAUUAACAUUCACAUACAUACAAAUCCAUAAGAAUUCCUACCAAACAUUGGGAAAUCCUUCUUCUACUUAAACAUUUUCUCUCAUGUUGCUUUGGAUUUUUGAUUGAGAUUUGAUUUUGAUUUUAUUUUCUUAGGAAUACCUCUUUUUGAUUCCGUCGCCUUUACAGACAGAGCAUAUUUGCUGCGUCGAAGUGUUUAUUUGUUUUUAUUUGGAAGUUUACGAGUAUCAACAAUAACAACAAAAAUAACUUUGCGCCUAUCCAGGUACUGCACCAUCGUCUAAACUUCGAGUAUUCAUCACCACCAUCGCUCUUGCCAACAACGACAGCAACAUACCUUCAAUUACUCUACAUUUACGUAUUCCGGCUUCGCGACUGCCAAUACUAGGUGCCUUUGCGUGCCUUUGUCAACAAUGCCUCCUUCCUCUCAAUUGAAAUAUGGGCAAAUCAUCGAGUACAUCCCAGGUGUGUUACUCUAUUUACAAUAUUGUCAAAACAUCAUUCACCGCGCGGCGCGAACCAUUGGGCAUCUGACGCUCAGUAUCAUUAUCUUAUUGAUAUUAUGCAUCCAAUGGACUACAAUUCUAUGCUCGAGUGGGCAACAUUACUACCUAAUGAUAAAUUUACUGGCGCCUGCGCAGAGAAAGGACCAAAACAACCCCGAGAGGAGGAUAGACCGUUCCACUGGCUAACAUAUACAGACCGAUUGUAUUUAGCAUCUUACACUACACCUCCUUCGGCCGAUACUCUCUUCCCUUACCCUGAGCAACAGAGCUCUCGACGAUCUCCGACGAAGCGGUCAGCAAGAGCUGCAGAUGGACCUUCAGUCGUUUCGGGCAAAAGAGAACCACCACAUUAUUUCACCGUCGAUGAUACACUCCUGUACAACGCCUUUCACCAUGACUUUGGACCAUUACACAUUGGACAUCUCUAUAGAUUUGCAGUUCAAUUCCACGACAUCCUUGGCGCCCCGGAAAAUAAGAACAAACCUGUUGUAUUCUGGAGUAAAGCAAAUGCGCGUAGUAAGCUACUUUGUUUCAUAAGAGUUCGCUGGUCAAAAAACUAAUUGAGUGAUUUAGGUCGAGCCAACGCUGCGUGUCUCUUAGCCACGUAUAUGGUCUUGAUCCAAUCAUGGGCACCCCAUCUCGCGCUUGCGCCAAUCGCUCAAGCAGACCCACCUUUGAUGCCUUUCCGCGAUGCAGGAUACAGUCAAGCAGAUUAUGGUAUUACGGUUCAAGAUGUUGUGUAUGGUGUCUGGCGCGCAAAGGAGCAAGGAUUUUGUGCUCUUCCACAAUUCGAUCUCGAGGAGUAUGAAAGGUUCGAACGCGUGGACCAGGGUGAUUUCAAUUGGUUGACUCCCGAUUUCCUUGCAUUUGCUUCCCCACAACAUAGCCCUGUGCAGCCAAUACUUCCUUCUUCUCCACUAUAUGCGACUCUGCCAACAACUCUGGAAGAAGUGGAUACCCACCCAACCUUACCCAUACCCUUCAAGAAUGUUUUGAAACAUUUCACAUCUCGGAACAUUGGUUUAGUAGUUCGUUUGAACUCGGAGUUAUACUCUUCGUCUUAUUUCACGGCGCUUGGUAUUGAACACUUGGAUAUGAUCUUUGACGACGGCACGUGCCCACCACUUAGUAUUGUUCGAAAGUUCAUUACUUUAGCACAUGACAUGAUCACUGUUCAGGACAGGGGCAUUGCUGUGCAUUGUAAGGCUGGACUUGGACGGACAGGAUGUUUGAUUGGGGCAUACUUAAUCUACCGAUAUGGAUUCACUGCCAACGAGAUCAUCGCGUAUAUGCGCUUCAUGAGACCGGGGAUGGUUGUUGGUCCUCAACAACAUUGGCUUCAUCUUAACCAAGGAACUUUCCGAGAGUGGUGGAUUGAGGAACAGUUCGAAGUGAGAAUGAGGGAGAAGCUCGCCAACAUGGCCCCAAUCACACCAAAAAAGGGACAUUUCGCAACCAGAAGUCAAAUUGUCACUCCUCCAAAUGGCAAUCAAAGAACCCCACUUGGCGAAGUAGACAAUGAAAGAAGUCAUAGCAUCGGAGCUCAGGAAGAUUACUUGCCAGCACCAACACCAGGUCAACCAAGAAAGACAGGCAGGGGUGACCGCCACCAUCCAUAUGGACGUCACGGUUCGGCAUACAGCUCUACAGAAGACGAUAAUACACAUUGUGAAACUGAAGUGAUUUCAAUACACCGAUCAUCAACUGAUGCUACCGAGUCUGAGGAGGAAUGGCAGCUCCGUAUGCGUACCAGCCGCAAAACAUCAAGGUCCCCAACUCGAAGCGAGAAAUCAGGGAGAUCCAUAAGCCAGACCACUACGACAAUCUAUACAUCGAUAGAUGACAGUAGUUACGAUGUUGAAAAUAUCGGUGCUGGAGGUCGACCCAAGACACCAUCUGCCGUCAAAUCUGGUAGUGGCUCACUUGGAAAGGUUCGAGGCAGCCCUAAGCGGAGUGGGGACAGUCUCCGCAAUAAAGAAACAUCCGGAGCAGUUCGCAAAACCAGUGGGAGAGUUGGGAGUAUUGGCACUCGCAAGGUCUCAGGCUUGUAAAUGAUUCACGUUACGAAAGCAAUCUUUGUACUCUGUAGUACCUUUGACAUGCAUUUUAGAAUUCCGCGUCGAUGUUGUUGUUACAGCAUACAUGAAGCAAAUGUGGAGAGUGGUGUGUGGCGUUAUUGAAUUAAACUUUACCGUCUGCUAGUGCAAAUGUUGAGUAUAUCAAGCUUGUUUGGUCUUUUUUUGGCAUCUACAACUGCUUGUUUGUCUAUUGGAUGGAGUUACAUUUGGGAUUGUGUUCAUCUUUCCUCCGCGCCUUUGCUUGGACUUUAAUGAUGAUGGUGACUAUGGAUUGGAUGGAUAUAUUUGAAAGUGGAAUGCGGAGGGGGGCAGGGCGGGAGCUUGUGGGGAAUGGUGGUCUUUAAACGUAUUUUGCUCUACGGUUGGGUCUGGGUUGGUGUAUGAAAUGGUGUUGGUUGUCUUGAUUGAUUGUCUGUCCCUUUUUACAAAAUCAUCACGAGAUCAUGAGAAUUAAGAAUGGUAUGGAUGGUGCUGUUUGAAUGUACGUAGGUGGCCUGGGCUUCUUACUAUAUAACAUACAUACGUACGUUAGUACUACUCACGGGUAGAAUUUAAUCCAAUCAUUAUGAAUACAACUAUAAAU